AUGCAGAAGUUACAAGAUAGUAUAUUCUCUAUUGUCAAAACAACAAGUUUGUCGCCUGCCGUAUUUAGUUUCCUACAACCUACUGAAGAUUUUACAGAUAAAACACCUCUUGGCGGUAUUUUAAAGGAUACUAAACAUGGCUGGUUGGCUCUUGGUCCCAAAUUCUGUGUGGUCGAUCUUAGAACCGGAUUGAAGGUAGCUGCACGAACCUUUGGUACACCUCUCAGCAAUGGCAAUACAUCAGUAACAAGUGUGGUAGAGCUGCCUGAACCUUUGACCACAAACUCUAUCCAACUAAUGAUCAGUUUACAAAAUGAUGAAUGUGGAACAAUAUGUGUGCUUCACGUCAAUGGAUCUCAAUUGUUGCGUUGCAUUCAAACAGAUGUUGUUGUAACUGAGUUGGCAAUAUGUGAUAGGAUCCCUGAUGGCCCAUUCACUUGUUUCGACGGAGUUGUAAUGGCAGGGACAAAAAGUGGAGAAAUAUUUGCUUUUGACCUAAAUAGAGCCUGUCUUAUCCAAGCCUUAAAAGACAUAUCACAGGGCUAUGAGCACCUAAUCCAGAAUGAGUCAAACCCUGCCAACUUAAGCUUCCUGCAAUAUAAAGCACUACACAGAAUAGAAGGUCAAAGAGAGCUGGCUUUGGAAAAUGAUAAUCAUAUAGCUUUCCUAUUAAAUGAAAAUUCAAUAGUUGAUGGACAGUACAUAUUCCGUAAUCCUGAUGGUACUGUGCGCAUGAAAGCUAAAAGAGAUCAUAUACGAGUUACUGUUCUGCAAUACAUUCCACAAUUAGGCAGUUUAGCAGUUGGUUAUAACUUUGGUGCAUUCCAAAUUUGGAAUAUCAUGACCAUGGAAUUGGAAUUCACAUCACAAGUCAAUGUUGAAUGCUUGCCAGUUACACAUUUUGGAUUCCAGGAACCAUGUGAUGACCCAAGAGCAUUUUGUUAUCUAUGGGUGAUUUUUUCUAUCAUAGACAGGUUUGAAGAGGAAGAAUUCCCACUGGCUGUCAUGUAUUCACUGACAUAUCAAGGGAAGAGAAUGCUUUCUGACACAAAGUGUCUUUAUCAGGAUUUCUCAUCAGCAACAUUAAGAUUUCAACUGGAGUUAGGAACAGUUGAUAAUGUAGCACUUUUUGGAGGAAAAUGUGUCUCAUGCCACACCUAUUCUGUCAAUUCGACACUAGCUGCAGAAGGAGAAGAGAGUAUGUUGAACAUCUGUCAAAUAGUAUGGGAGUGUUGGGGCGAGGGCGUUAAUUCACCCACUCAAUAUGGAAUGUUACUAUUUGACUUAGACCAGUGGUACAAAGAUCAAAUGCCAGCAACGUGGCGGUUAGAAAGCAACGCGUUCAUGAGCAUGACGUGGUGCAGCGAGCUGUCGGCGGGCCCGUGCGUGACGCUCGACGUGCGGCUCGACCCCGCUUCCGUCGCCGUCUACUCGCAUGCUACCAGAUUAGAGGAACAUUUCUAUCCAAACUCACUUCAGUACAACUGCAUAUGCCUGAAUACUUCUGAGUCGUACAUGCUAAGUACUAUCGGCAUUCAACGUCAGAUCAUAAGUUCUAUCGAUGAGGUGGGUCCCACGGCUCUGCUGAGUCCGCUGCGGCUGUACAACGCGUGUGUCGCGGCGGGACUCACGCCACUCUAUAUGGAUACCUACCAAAGGACUGUCAGCCCAGAGGAGCAACGUCGUUUCUUGCUGUCGGUGGCGCUGGAAGCUCGCCUGUCCCGGUUCCUGAAGCGGUGUGCACACGACUGGGCCACCGGCAGUCACAGCGGCGCUGGAUGCACGCUCACUUUCUUGGUGGACUGGUGCUGGAAACGAGCCGUCGAGUUGAAAGAAAACGCAACAGAAUUAACUGCCCCACUGUUUGCUUCAUCAACCCUGCCGGACAGGAAUGUAGUGAGAUGCUUAGAGCAUUGUGUGCAGCAGUUGACACAGUUGACUGGCCUGUUAGAUGCUGUAUUAACCAAAUGCUGUAACUUAAUUGUACCUGAUGCUCUUAGUGAGAUUGAGGAGAAAUUCAAAGGAAUUGGUACUGUAUCUCUGUACUUGCAAGUGGUGCAGUGGUUCCUAAGGGUGGGUUUACUGCCCGAACGGCACGAUUCAAACAAUGCACUGCCGUAUCCUGCACAACAGUUGAACAAUAUUUAUAACAAGAGACGUCUGAAACUCAAUCGUCUUCAAGACAACGCGCCUACCAAAGAGGAAGACGCUAACAAGCCUUGUUCCCUGUUGUACAUCGAUCAACUAAUUGAGCAGGAAUUUGGCGGAGACAGAAUACGCGAGUUAUGGAUAAAAGGAGGCAGUGAAUGCAAGGGUCUGUAUCCACCACCGUCGCUAUACUCCCUGCUGCGGCUCUACUUGCUGUGUGACAUCGCGGAGGAGCAUAAACACUCACUGGUACUCUAUCUGCUCGUCGAUUACUCUAUGGUGUACGAUGAAAUCAGGUACGAGGCUGUGAUCCGUAGAUUGAUGCAAUUUCCAACCAUGUUUGGUUUGAGCAACACAGCAAUCAAAGCGACGCAGGCAUUUUGGCAUCUCGACCACAGGGACUUUGAUUUCGCGCUGGACCAGUUGCAGUGCCUGACAGGCAACACGCUGUCGGAGUGGCAGCACAACGUGGUGCUGUCGACGCUGCUGGCGCAGAAGAAGACGCAGGCGGCGCUGCAGUACCUGCACGUGCGCAAGCCCGCGCCGCUACUGGCCGCGCGGCCCAAGCCCGGGGAGCCCGCCCUCUCUUCUUUGAGGGUGAACGACUACGACAAGUUAGAAGACUGGCAGCCAUGUUGUAACCUGUACUUGGCUAGAGGACUGGUGUUUGAAGCGUUAGAUGUUAUAAGGAUAUGUGUACAGAAUACCGCCAAUGUGGAGGAUAAAACACAAUUACUAAAUUUCUUUUACAAAGGUUGUCGCAACACGGGGAAUCUCGCAAAAAUAUUACAAGCAACAUUGUUGCCGUUUGAAGAGGAGGUGUUCAUAAAAUAUUUAGAAGACUGCAAUGAUCCCAACACCUCGGAUAUACUAGUAAUGUACUAUUUACAGAAUUCUCGGUAUUUAGAAGCGGAAAGGUACAACAACAAGCUGAAGCACGGCAAGCCUCGUGGCGCGGAGGUGUGUAAGUCGUACGAGUCGCUGUUCGACAUGGCGGACAGGGACAACGCGCGGGACGCGCUCGUGGACGUGGUGUGCGGCGCGCUGCCCGCCAUCACCUGCGCCGUGGCCAGCCGCGCCGCACACCUGCGCGACGUGCCACACGUUAUAAUGCCAAGACCGAUGUCUGUUUAUGUGAAGCCUAUAUCUCCGAAAAAGACCUUCACCUACAAGUCAUCUUUUAUUCAAGACACCAUAGAAAACGCAAGUGAAACGUGGAUAAACAAACCAAAGAUGCGUCGCGGCAUUAAGCGCGCGCUCAACAUCGAGGAAACACCGUUCAUUUGCACACCCAAGCUGAACAGGACACGGAGCAUGUUAUCUCGGUCGCAACAGUCGUGCGGCGAGUCGAGCCCGCCGAAGCGCGCGCGGCUGGAGGCGCGCGGCGCGGCGCGGGGGGGCGCCCCCGCCCUGAGCGCGGCGCUGGCGGCGCUGCUGGACGUGCCCGACGUGCACGCGCCGCCCUACCCGCACCGCCAGGGCGCCGGGACACCCCACAGCAUACUCAAGAUAAGGAGAGCGGAGGCGUCAGAGAGAGAUGCAGCGUCACCGGUGGACUCGCGAUAUUUGAACGACAGCGAGGACGAGUUGUUGGAGACAGCCAGCAACCACACACACUACAGCGACUCUGCUAACAAGCAACUACGUUUCACGAUACCUACUCCUACCGAGCUGGGACCAUCACCGUCUCCCACUUCACCAGUCCGAGUGGCCACAAGUGUGCAGGAGAGAGAAAGAUUUGCUUCCAUAGAGAAGGAAAUGGACAUGUCGACGGAUAGCUUCGUAACCACUGCGUCACAUCCUAUGACUGAAAGUCAUCCGCUAGAGUCACCACCAAAGAAAUUAGCCACAGAAGAGACAGUGGCGUCUAGGAAGGUGCUGAAAGACAAUGUUCGAGCCAGGCGUUCGCUAUCAGUCUCAAUGAACAGCAGUUUAUCAGACGACCCGAACACCUCGGUAGAAAGUAUCGCCGAUAUACCAGUUACCCUCAUAAAUCCGCGAUACACCGGAGACAAACUACGCCAAACAACUGAAGAAUCACCAAGUGUGGCAGAGUUAAAGGAUACUACUGUAACAAGCGUGAAGGAGACGUCUAUAGAAGUACCUAAGACGCCUAAAGGGAGACGGAGCAUCAGAGUCACCGGGGAAAGUACCCCGUUGGUUACUAAAAGCCGUCCCGGUACACCUGAGCGACUCGAUUCACCAGUUUUGCGGAAUAUGGGGUCUACUAGGAGUAGGUCUCGUACACCCGAGCUAAGUCCACGUCAGUCGCCCUUAGCACCUAUACCUGAACAACCGAAGCAAGAGGUGGAAUCCGAACCUCAUCCUGCGAAGACCACAAUGAGCGUGCCGAGACAACUAAGAAGCAGAUCCCGAACCCCUGAACGUAUUGACAAAGCUUUGAUCGAAUCUCCUAAGCUUGAGGUUAUAUCAGAAUCACCUACCAAGGCGUUUAGCCCUGACUCAUCACCAUCACCGAGUAGUAGGCGGAGUUUAAGGAGCCGAUCUUGUACUCCAGAAGUAGAAAUUGUACAAGAACCCGUUAAAUCAAGCCCACGUAGUCUAAGGAGUCGUUCUAAAACACCAGAAAAAUUAAUUGCGUCAAAGGUUGAGAAUUCAGCGCGCGGCAAAAAAUCAUUAUCACGUCUUGUUUUAGAAGCAAAUACUUUCGCCAAAACGAAGCAAGUGGAUAAAAUGGAGACGGAUACGGCAAAUUCUGAAGAGGUUUCUAUAGAAUGCACUCCAAUGAAAGCUUUGAAACCAGUUCCUAGUCUAAUGGAUGUUACCUUAUCACCCAUAGUCAAUAAAUCAGUCUUACAAAGUUCAACUGAUUCUACCAUAUCCGAAAAUAUAGAGAAAGACUUAAAAUCUGACAAAAGUACGGUAGAACUUGACUUCAAGCCUCUGCCCGUGUUCACUACUUCGCAAGAAACUCGCAUAGAGAAAUCAGUGCUGCACAGCGUCGAAAGUAGUGUAACUGAAACAUCAGAAACAUACAAAAGUGUUCAAAAAGAGAAAAUUGUGUAUAAAGAAUCUAGCGCUUUACAAACAUUACCCGCUUUCAGUUUGAAUGAAACUGAAUUUAAUCGAUCGGUCUUGCAUUCGUACGAAAGCAGUGUAGCUGAAACUUCCAGCAUGCAAGAAGAACAGGACAAACGAGAAGAAAACCUAUCAAAACCUUUUGCUGCUUUUGUACACACGAUUCAAAGUGAUUAUGAUAAGUCUGUGUUACAGAGCGAUCAAAGUAGCAUAGCAGAAACAUCUAAAGUUGGUUCUAAAAUACAGGAUUGUUCAAGUUUGAUCACAAAUGACAGUGAUUUAGAUAUUCAGCAAGAAAAAAAGGAUGAGCUUUCAACUUCAGCAGCUGUUAUACGAAAGGAAAAAGAGAAGAUAGUAGAAAUCGAAAGGGAAAUCCAUGAGAUUGAAGGUGAUAUGUCUGAUGAAGAAAAUGCGGCAUCAGAGACAUCAGAAGACGAGGAAAUCGAUGAUGAAUCUGGGGAAGAAAGUGAAAGUUCUGGACAGGUAUCAUCACCCAGCAUAGAAAAUGAGGAAAAAGAAGAAAUCAUAUCAAUCUUAGAUACAGACGAAUCUAACUCGAGUUCGGGCCGACUUGAAAUCGAUGAGCAUUCUUCUGAAACUAAAGAUUCUAAAGCAAACGAUGAAACUGCGGAACGCGAACGUCCUAUGGAAAUAGUAGAACAACAGCCUUCAAUCACGGAUGUCAUACAGACUGAAAAUAUCCCACAACCUUUCGUUGAAAGCGCUGCUGACCCGUCAAAUCAACCUAAUUAUUCUCUUCUGACUGAUGAUAAUUCAGGAAUUGAAUCUGAUAAGUCUGAUAUCAACUUAAACUAUUCCGAUGGAAGUGAUAAAGUAAAUGCUGGUACGGAAAACCAGGAGCAGCCGAAAGAAAUUCAAGAGGAACCACAAGAACAAGAAUCUGAAAAUGCUAUGGAAGUUGAAGUACCCACUGAACCGAGAGAUGAGAAAACAACAUCGCCAGUAGAAGAAAAAGUGGGAUCGGGCGAAAAGAAUAAUAUUGUAACAACACAUACACUACCUACAGAAGUUCCCAAACAGGAUGACAUAACUAGUCUUCCUCCAGCAACUAAUCAGGGUUCUGAAGUUACAUCUUACGAGACAGUAGAUGGUGAAAUUAAAGGAAUUGAAGAAACAAAGGUGCAUUCUCAGGUAACAGAGAAUCUAGAAGAAAAACUUACAGAAGCUUCUAAAACAAUCCCAGAAGAGAAGCCCAUAGCAGUUUCUGAUAAAGAACAAAUAAUUCCAGAGUCCUCUACAAAAGAUGCAAUGCAGGAGGGUUCUGAAAAAGAGGAAACAGUUCAUGAUAAAGAAACAUUAAAACCUGCACGGUCUCGUAAACGGGUUAAAUCUACGUCGUCCAACAAAUCUGUCGAACCUGAGAUAGAAAUACAAAUAGAAACACCCAUCAAUAGGAAACGAACACAAUCAAAUGCUUCAGCUAAAUCGAUUGACUUAGAACAGACAACGCCGGAGAAUGAUAAAACUAUAGAAGUAGGUACUCCAAGACGCAGAGCUAAAACUCCCACAAGUGCUGAAGUCAGAAAAAUUAUUACUAGAAGAGUAUCCAGAGAAAUGUCAGAAAAAGAUGAUUCAAAACUCUUAGACGAAUCUAAAGAAGAGUUGUUAACUCCUAGGAGACGAUCUACUCGGACUAGAAGUAAGAAUAUAGAUGAUAACGAAAGUGUCGCGUCGGAGAGUUCUGUUGUAUCCAACAAAAGUCGGUUGAGUGAAGAUGAUAAACAAAGCAGAAAGGGAAAGAAGACCGUGCUUUCAAGUAAGCCAGAGUUGUCUGUGAUACCUGAAGUUAUCUCAGAAGAGAAGGUGGAUACUAGUCAAGCUGUAAACGAAUAUUCCACUUCAAGAAGACUGACCCGAAAUCAGAAAUCAAUGCUAGAAUCAUGUAUGGAAGCUCCCCCCACUCCCCGUCGUCGCACCAGCACCGCGUCCCGCACCUCUAGAACCUCUCGGACUUCACGCGCGGCCGCCUCCUCCGACGACGAUGACAGCGACGUCACGCCUGCCUUCGACGUACAACCGAUGGACCGGAUGAGCCUGCUGAACAAGACUGACUUUGAAGGUUCUCCGGACGUGGACGAGCUACAGACCGACUUGUCGCCUGAAUCUCUAGCUUCAGACGCCAGCAAACAGCGGAGAUCACACCUCGCUCGAGCUGCUUCAGAAGGCAGAUCCACACCAAAGGCAGCCAAAAUUAACAGACGUGUUUCUAUAGACAUAGCGGGAAGUCCCAGUUCUCCCGCGACACGAGGUCGUCGCGCAUCGUUCACUCGCGCCUGCGAAGCACUCCACACGCCCAAGGGACGCCGUACCAGCACCGACGUCAACAAGCCCUCGGGCUCGAGCCCCGCGGAGUCCCCCGCGGCGUCGGAGGCGGAGGGCGCACACAGCCCGCGCACUCCCGCGCGACGAACGCGCCGCGCCUCCUCCACCGCCUCCAACGCCAGUGGACCCAAGUCCGACACUGGCAAGAGGUCCAAAAAAACAUCCCUAGAUGAAAGUAAGGAUACAAAGAAGAAAUAA
Molecule: messenger RNA, 7728 nt
Organism: Arctia plantaginis
Lineage: Eukaryota; Metazoa; Arthropoda; Insecta; Lepidoptera; Erebidae
Source: the annotation of a GenBank genome assembly